AUGCAUUCUACGUUUCUUACUGUACUGUUUUUGUUGCCACUAAUUAACAGAAUUGGAAGCGUUCUUUCUGUCUACCAACUCCGGUGUGUGAAUGGCUUCUCCUGUGAUGGCAGUCGAUGUAUCGAUCUUCUUCGUCAGUGUGACGGAACGUUUGAUUGUUCUGACAGAACUGAUGAAUCAAACUGCGCUCCUUGUCCACCAGAACACAUCAAAUGCACUGAUGGUCUUUGUAUUGCCAGAUCAAGGCUUUGUAACGGUGCAGUUGAUUGUUCGCUCGGGGAAGAUGAAGAUCCCACCCUUUGCUUGAUAGAAAAGUGCCCUGGGAAGUUUCUCUGUAGGGUUACAAUGGAUCAGUGUGUAGCGCAGCCUUGUUCUAACCUUACACUCUGUGAAGACCAUUCUGAUCAAGCAGAGGAGGUCUGCGAAAUGGCUCGGACGGUUAAAACCCAUCCUAUUCGUUGCUCGGGUGCCGAGUUUCGCUGUCGUGAUGGACAGCAAUGUAUACAUGAAAUGUAUCUAUGUGACUCUCAUCAAGAUUGUCAAGAUGGUUCUGACGAAUAUGGUUGCCCCGGGAACAAACAACAUAAUCACUUGCCUCUGGCAUCCCGCAAAGGUCAAGAUGACUUCAUUUGCCAAGGUGGAUCACCAAUCCCAAAGGACUGGGUUUGUGACCACAAAGCCGAUUGUCCCAUGGGUGAAGAUGAGCUCAUUGGACCGUCGACCGCUUCGAACUGCCUUCCCUACUCCGGGACAUCAACUGAAUCAGGCGGUGCGUUGGCCGCUUGUCCUGAGUUUACGGUUCCGUGCAAUCCCGUAUCGACGAUGAUCCCACGUCAGUGUAUUUCAGUGGACAAGUUGUGUGAUGGGGUGUAUGAUUGUCCAGAUUUCAUGGACGAAUUAGUGAACUGCGUGGACUCAUGCGACAACCAAACCCAAUUCCCCUGUCGCCGCCGUCCGCCGAAUUCGAAUCCGAUGUGCAUCCCAAAAGAAGCCGUUUGCGAUGGAAAACCCGAUUGCCCCAUGGGAGAUGAUGAAUUGGAAGGCCCAAGGUCCGGAUGCACCAUCCCAAAUUGCGCUGUGCAAAAUGGCCACUGCAGCCAAGUUUGCAACCCCACACCGAGUGGCGUAGUGUGCAGUUGUUUUCCAGGCUACAUUAAGCCUCCCGGAGAACCGCGUUCUUGUAUCGCCAUCGGAGACCUAGCGGUACUGUAUGUGGAGAACGGUCAGCUGUUUCAAAGGAGCAUCGGAAGCGAAUCGGCGAUGCUAUUUCGUUUGCACAUACAACACAUCGAAUCCCAACAUUCUACCUCCUUUCCAUUGAAUCGUCGAUCUUUGGUCCAGUCGAACCUCAGCUCGCCGACCUCCUUGGCACUGGAUUUCAUCCGGAAUGAAUUAUUUUGGACAGACGGCGAACGAGGCUCGGUGGAAGCUUACCAUCUGCGUACCAGACACCGACGCACUGUACUCCAGUCAGACUCCUUGCAUCCAGUUGGUAUUGCUGUGUUCGAGGACUGGGUCUAUUGGACAGACCGUAAACAGAAUCGCUUCAUGAGAGCCAACAAAUUUAACGGAAGGUAUGCUGAGCCUAUGUUCAACAUCUCCAGUCCCUAUAUUUUUCGCCUUCAACAUGACUUGCUGCGACCGCCCUUGACUGAUCGUUGUCGGGGACACAUGUGUGAACAGCUGUGCAUACCGGUUCCACUGCGGUCUUACCCGGCCUACUCUCUGCCAUACGAAUGUGCCUGUGCAGACGGUUGGGAGGUCAAUCGUACGGAUCCACAUCGAUGUGUCGGGAAUAACACCGAGGAGAGCUUCACCUCCUGGAGCAAAAUUUUCCGUCAUAUCAACCUUGAAUCACUCUUCUCAAACGUCACUGUUCCGCCGAUUGAGCGAACUGGAAUUUCCAAACUCUCCACCUUACUCAUUGUGUUAGUUGGUGCAUGCUUGGUAAGCAUCGUCGCUGCACGCAUUGGGCGUUAUGUGUACUGCAAAACCGUGCAUCGAAAAAGUGUGAAACUUGCACUUAUUCCAAGCCCCCAUGUCAAUCGGGGACGACGUAAAGUAAACCCUACGGUAUCUGCACCCGAUGAAGGCGACACUAGACGACCGAUGGUCUAG
This is a messenger RNA of Dicrocoelium dendriticum, 2118 nucleotides long. NCBI's taxonomy places the organism in Eukaryota, Metazoa, Platyhelminthes, Trematoda, Plagiorchiida, Dicrocoeliidae. The record is from the annotation of a GenBank genome assembly.